UGGGCGUCAACUCGACAGCCCACCUCAGCCUGCCGGCCACCAGCUGACACAUGCAGGCAGCCGAGUGCAUGGCACGUUACAAAGCUGAGGAGCUGAAAAGCUGAAAGGCUGAAAGGCUGCCUAGCUCCCGUCUCAUCAUCUCCACACAGUCCAUGACAUCCUGACAACCUCAGUCUCUACUCCCCUUCUUGUGACGACCGAAAAUGGCACGCCCGCUGCGUCGCGAAGACUACACGGUAGGAUGGGUGUGCGCGCUGCCUGUCGAGCUGGCGGCAGCGCAGGAGAUGCUCGACGAGGAGCACGACACGCCCCCAUACGACGCCCACGACACGAACCUCUACACCUGCGGACGCGUCGGCGAACACAAUGUCGUGGUCGCCUGUCUGCCUGAAGGGCAAACGGGCACCAACUCGGCUGCAGCGGUCGCUGUGCAGAUGAAGUCGACCUUUCCGUCGACGAAAAUUGGCCUGAUGGUGGGCAUUGGCGGCGGCGUUCCGAGCGAGGAUGCAGACGUCCGGCUCGGAGACGUGGUGGUGAGCAAGCCGCACAAGACGCACGGCGGAGUGGUGCAGUACGACUCGGGCAAGGCUACGCCGAGCGGGUUCGAGCGCACGGGAGCGCUUAACACCCCGCCGAUGGUGCUGCUAAACGCAGUCGCGAACCUGCGGGCCAAGCAGAUGAGAGGGAGGGGCAGGCUGCUGGAGUACCUGUCCAAGCUCGACAGUUUGCCAGACUUUAGCCGUGAAGCUGCCGGCUCAGAUACUCUUUUUGAGGCGGAGUACGACCACGUAGAAAGAGAAGCAACGUGCGGGAAGUGCAGCACAGAGCGCGCAGUUGCUCGGGAGGCACGGAGACACGAGGUGGUUGUGCACCAUGGAACUAUAGCGUCGGGCAACCAGGUAAUGCGGAGCGCUGCCGAGAGAGACAGGGUCAGCGCAGAGCUGGGUGGGGUGCUGUGCUUCGAGAUGGAGGCGGCGGGGCUGAUGAACAGCUUCCCGUGUCUCGUCGUGCGCGGCAUCUGCGACUACGCCGACUCGCACAAGAACAAGCGGUGGCAGGCGUACGCGGCGGGGACGGCAGCAGCGUACGCGAAGGAGGUGCUGUCGGCGAUACCGCCAGCUGAUGUAGCGAAGUUGCGCACUGCAGAUGAGGUUGUGCAAAGUCAUGGCAGCAAACAGCUCCAGAUUGCCCCAGCAGGAUAUUACGAUUAUGGGCCAGUCAUGGCUGGGAAUGUAUUGCAGGGUCAAUAGAUUAAGGGGGGAACAAACAGAUGGAAUUUCAGUUAGUUAGUCGAACGCGAUUAUGCAUAGUAUACAACUACAUGAUGUCACUGCACCGA
Messenger RNA from Macroventuria anomochaeta, 1339 nucleotides. RefSeq names its product purine and uridine phosphorylase. The coding region runs from base 204 to 1250 and encodes 348 amino acids. Gene Ontology annotation, molecular function: catalytic activity. The transcript has a single exon. The record is from RefSeq and is a predicted model, not a curated record. Gene Ontology annotation, biological process: nucleoside metabolic process. NCBI's taxonomy places the organism in Eukaryota, Fungi, Ascomycota, Dothideomycetes, Pleosporales, Didymellaceae.